CAAAUGGUUAGAGCUAUCAGGAUGAAAGGCAGUCCUAAGGUCUCUUGUGGUAAGGAACAGACUCAGUUUUCCUUUGGGACAGUUGAGACUGGUCGAAUCCCACCCACUUACUGUAUACACACUUUGGAUUUUUCCAUAGUCUUCACUUUUGUGUCUAAUGGCAGGCAAUGACACGAAAGACCCUCCUCCUCCAUACAGCUCUGUGGAUCCACAGCCCCCUCUUAUGACCUAUGAACAGGUGAUUCAUGACAUCAACAAUGACGUCACCCAUAAAACUGUGCCAUACUAUGUUCAAAAGGAGCCAUUGAAACUAGAAGCCAUCGUUGUUACACAGCACACUGUGUUGGAAGGCAAGAACAAGAGUCAGGGGGGCUGCAGCCAGAAAACCAAAUGUUUAGUUGGAUGGUUAGUAGCCCUUUUGUUGCUUGCUGGCAUUGGAUUGGCCAUUGGGCUUGGAGUGCGAUAUGGACCCAGACAGGACCCAGAUGACCACCAUCAAAGUGAUGGCAAUAAUAACAAUCAAAUUGCCGGUCACAAUGAUGAUGACAAUCACGGUGGAGACAGCAGUCACAACGAUGAUGACGAUCAUGACGACAAGAGUCACUUUGCUGAAAUCUGCUCUAACUCCAGUCUGAAAUGUGACGGCAUCCAAAACUGCCAACAGCCCAAUGAUGAGACCGACUGUGUAAGAUUUGGUGCAGGGGGAGUUCUGCAGGUCAAAACUGCUGAGGAAGGACAAUUCCUCCCUGUGUGCUAUCAGGGUUUGGAUAAAAGUUAUGCUGAUCAGAUCUGUGCCCAGCUGGGUUUCAGAAGCUCUUAUUCAUCCAGUCCAGUGGAAGGUUACACUUCUAAAGGGCUAACUUUAGAACCAAUAGCAGGCAAGCUUAUACAGGCUCUGGUCAACGUCAGCUCAAGCUGUCCGAAUGAGAAAGCUGUCUCGCUCCAGUGCACCGAUUGUGGCAAGCAGCAGAUUGCCUCCAGGAUUAUAGGGGGCAGUGUCUCUAAUCCUGGCCAGUGGCCUUGGCAGGUCAGCCUGCAUUUUGAAGGCCAACAUGUUUGUGGUGGAACCCUCAUCUCUCCAGACUUUGUGGUGUCAGCUGCCCAUUGCUUCCAAGGCGCAAUGAAAAAUCCUGUAAGCUGGCUUGUAUAUCCUGGAGCUAUUUCCCAGCUUAACCUUCCGACCACCUACCUUGUGAAGACGAUUACAGUGCAUGAGAAUUACAAUCGUGAUAGUAAUGACUAUGACAUUGCAUUACUGAAACUCACCAGGCCUGUGGACUUCUCCACUACUGUGCAGCCAAUUUGUCUUCCUACAUUUGACCAGAUCUUUUCUGGAAAUCAAGAGUGCUGGACAUCUGGCUUUGGCACAACAAAAGAGGGGGCAGCUCAUGCCUCUUCAAAUCUCAUGGGUGUGAAGGUGAAUAUCAUUGACACGAAUUUUUGCAACAGCACCAGUGUGUAUGAAGGGGCCAUCUCCAACAACAUGAUAUGUGCUGGUGAUCUGAAUGGGGGUCGGGACUCCUGUCAGGGGGACAGUGGAGGUCCAUUGGUGUGCAAGGCACAAAAUCAGCAAUGGUAUCUGUCAGGGAUUACGAGUUGGGGAGCAGGCUGUGGAGAAAAGAAUAGACCAGGAGUAUAUAGCAGAAUGACCAGCCUUCUAUCCUGGACCUCUAGCACCAUGCAGGAAGAGAAACCCUGAUGCCUCUCGUGCAUCGUGUGUCCUUCUUUGAGCUUUUGAACAAGAAGAGAGGACACACAGAAUUACACAUUUAAAGCUACACGGUGGAAUGAAGAAUAUACUAAUGCACUUUGACUUGGGACAGUAGUGCAAUACUGUAGCCAUAAUCGAUGCCAACAAUUGUCGUAAAAAUAUCUAAAAACAAGCAACCUGGGAUGGCAAAGCUGCAGGCAAAGAUGGACCUGUGGCUAUAUUUUUCCUAUAAACUACCUUUUCUUUGCAUUUAUAUGGCAAAUUUACUAUGCAUACAGUCAAAUCUGAGCCUUCACUCUUUAAAUGAACAGGAUACUUGCACUGAUUUUUUACAACACAUGUUUAUUAAGUAUUGUUUUUGAAUCUUAUGCACUCUUCUACAAAUCUGUAUUUAAUAACUGAAGGGGUGUUAAUUUUAUUUUUUUAAACUGGUGUCUAUAAACUACAAUGAAAUGGAUUUAUAUGAAGAAUCUUAAAGGGAUAGUUCACUAAAAAUUAAAAAUGUGUCAUUAUUUACUCACGUUCAUGUCAUUUGAACCCCUAAUAUAUAUAUAUAUAUAUA
Messenger RNA from Paramisgurnus dabryanus, 2273 nucleotides. RefSeq names its product transmembrane serine protease 13a (gene tmprss13a). Gene Ontology annotation, molecular function: serine-type endopeptidase activity. Gene Ontology annotation, cellular component: membrane. Gene Ontology annotation, biological process: proteolysis. The record is from RefSeq and is a predicted model, not a curated record. Lineage: Eukaryota; Metazoa; Chordata; Actinopteri; Cypriniformes; Cobitidae.